CAGCUGGCGUCCUGGGCUGGGCCAACUCUCCUCUAUAAAUGGCUUCUGCAGUUACCUCCCGCCAUAUUCUUCGGAGGAUUUCUCUGACGCGCGUCUCAACACGGACCACAAUCAUGAAGAGCAUCGGCCGGAAUAUUCUAGUUUUAUGGUUUACGUUACAAGCUUCAGCCCAGCUACAGAAGGACUGUCCUACACCGACGGAGUAUCCUCAGACCAGACUGAACAACAAGUACACCUCCAGACAGAAAUACAGCAGCGGAGAAAAAGUUUAUUACGACUGUGCAGAGGACUUCACUCCAUCCAAAGGCAGCCGAGCUGUGCAAUGUAAAGAUGGAAAGUGGACCAAACUGACUCUGAAAUGCGAAAAGCAAUCAUGUGGCAAUGCUGGUGAACUGCUUAACGGGCAGUUCCAGUACGAGGGGAAUACGUUCGUCGGCGAGAAAGUUUACGCCAUAUGCAAUGAGGGAUACACCCUGAAAGGACUGAACUACAUGACAUGCAAGAAGUCCGGUUGGACCGGUGAAUUUCCAACUUGUGAAGAGGGAGAGGCCACCUGCUCUCCUCCAGCAGUGGCCAACGCUGUGCAGCAAGCCGAAAAUGUCUCGGUGUACCAGGUGGGGGAGGAGGCGACCUUCACCUGCAGUCGGGGGUUCCAGCUGGAUGGAGCUCAGCGGAUCAAGUGUGGCCCCGAUGGCCAGUGGCAGCCCCAACCCCCUCGAUGCCUUCCCUCGCCCGAUGAUACUCGGCAAUCAUCUGGCAGAACGACCUCUCCAGCAGGUGGAUGUGGCGUCCCGCUAGUUGCCAGGGACUCCAAAGCCAGACUCGCCGACAGGUACAUCACAAAGACGUCUUUUUCCUCUGGAGAGAAGGUCUACUUCACGUGCGACAUCGGACACGCCCCAGCAGGCGGCAGCAGGGGUCGAAUGUGUAAAAACGGAAAAUGGACACCACUGACGCUCAAAUGUGAACGGAAGCUUUGUGGCUCUCCGGGAGAGAUUCUAAAUGGACAAUUUGUCUAUACUGGAUUAGAGUUCGGAGACACUGCAACAGCCAUCUGUGAUGAGGGGUACACUCUUGUAGGAAAGGCGACCAGAACUUGCAUGAAUAACGGCUGGGAUGGACGUGUUCCUGUUUGCGAGGCUGUGGUGUGCGAAGAGCCUCCAGAGGAGACGAAUGCAGAGAGGCGAGGCCCUGAGGAGCCCCCUUACACGUACAGGAGUGUGCUUCAGUACCAGUGUCGUGUGGGAACCCUCGUUGGACAGAAGCAGAUCUGGUGCACCAAGGAUGGCACAUGGAGCGCACCCACUCCACAGUGCAAAGAAAUUACUUGUCCGCCACCAAAUGUCGCCAACGCCUUCUGGACGGGAGCCCAGAAUCGGGUAUUUGAACACAGGGAUGUGAUAUCCAUCGAUUGUGCCUGGGGUUACACCCUGAGGGGGCCGAGCACCCUUACCUGUUAUGAGGGCCUGUGGUCCCCAGGUCUUCCCCAGUGUCAUCCCUCACCACGUUCCAGCUGGAGGAGAUAUUACUGAAACUUUAUUCAGUCCAACCUGCUUAAACCAAUGAGUAGAGGAUGAAAAUGAUCUAAGCUAACUAACAAUGCAAUGCUAAUGUUCUUUAAACCAAUCUUUAAUAAUGCACCGUGAUAUUUUUCUCCUAAAAUUGUUUAUAUCGUCGUAUCAUUAUACAGACAUUAAAAUAUGUUUGAAAUGAA
Molecule: messenger RNA, 1714 nt
Organism: Mugil cephalus (flathead mullet)
Lineage: Eukaryota; Metazoa; Chordata; Actinopteri; Mugiliformes; Mugilidae
Product: complement receptor type 1-like
Exons: 11
Coding region: 39-1532 (497 amino acids)
Source: RefSeq, a predicted model, not a curated record